AUGAUGCGCUCCCAGCUCCAGACCGCCGGCCGCCUGGCCAGGCCCUCCACGACGUCCAGAAUCGCCGGCGCAGCCCGCCUUCACAUCUCCCCCAACGUCGCCUCAAAAACGACCGCCCUCCGAUCCAUCGCCACGAGAACGAUACCCCGAGCUUCCUACCCUGCUCUGACCUCGUCGCAAUACCGCUCCUUCUCCUCCACCCGCAUCCAGCAUGGUGAGAUGACCAUCGUCGUCCCUCCCAUGGCCGAGUCCAUCACAGAGGGCACCAUUGCCUCUCUGUCGAAGCAGGUCGGCGACCGUGUCGAGGUCGAUGAGGAGGUCGCUAGCAUCGAGACCGACAAGAUCGAUGUGGCUGUCAACGCCUCCGAGGAGGGAACCAUCGUUGAGCUUUUCGUCGCUGAGGGCGACACCGUCGAGGUUGGACAGAAGCUCGCGCGCGUCGAGACCGGCGCCGCCCCUGAGGGCGAGAAGCCCGCGCCCAAGAAGGAGGAGCCCAAGCCCGAGGCCAGCAAGCCUGCCGAGUCCUCCGAGGCCGCUGCCGCUCCCACCCAGGAGCAGAAGAAGGAGCCCGAGGCUCCUAAGAAGGAGGAGAGCAAGCCUGCCCCCGCUCCCAAGCAGGAGAAGAAGCCCGCCGAGUCUGCUCCCGCGCUCCAGGCUGCCCCCUUCGGCGCCGCUGGCCUCUUCUCCCGCGGCGAGCGUGUCGAGAAGAUGACGCGCAUGCGCAAGACCAUCGCCGCCAAGCUCAAGCAGUCCCAGAACAUGACCGCCUCCCUUACCACCAUCAACGAGGUCGACAUGUCCGCCCUGAUGGAGUGGCGUGCGCGCAACAAGGAGGACGUCAUGAAGCGCCACGGCGUCAGGCUGGGAUACAUGGGUGCCUUCACCAAGGCCACCUGCCUGGCUGCCCAGCAGGUCCCCCAGCUCAACGCCUCCAUCGACACUGAUAAGGAGGUCAUCACCUACCGUGACUACGUCGACAUCAGCAUCGCCGUGUCUGCCCCCAAGGGUCUGAUCACUCCCGUGCUGCGCAACGUCGAGAGCCUCGACAUUAUCGGCAUUGAGCGCGGCGUUGCUGAGCUCGCUGCCAAGGCUCGUGACGGCAAGCUCACCAUGCCCGACCUCGAGGGCGGAAACUUCUCCAUCUCCAACCCCGGCAUCUUCGGCUCCCUCUUCGGCACCCCCGUCAUCAACUACCCCCAGGCCGCCGUCUUUAACAUGAACGGAAUCAAGGAGCGCCCCGUCGUCGUCAACGGCAAGCUCGAGAUCCGCCCCAUGAUGUACAUCACCGUCACCUACGACCACCGCCUCAUCGACGGCCGCGAGGCCGUCACCUUCUUGAACGUCGUCAAGAGCUACAUUGAGGACCCCGCCAGACUUCUCCUGGCCUGA
Molecule: messenger RNA, 1389 nt
Organism: Colletotrichum chrysophilum
Lineage: Eukaryota; Fungi; Ascomycota; Sordariomycetes; Glomerellales; Glomerellaceae
Exons: 2
Coding region: 1-1389 (462 amino acids)
Biological process (GO): tricarboxylic acid cycle
Cellular component (GO): oxoglutarate dehydrogenase complex
Molecular function (GO): dihydrolipoyllysine-residue succinyltransferase activity
Source: RefSeq, a predicted model, not a curated record